GUUUGUUUCUAAAAUAAGACUCACUGGAGUCCAUUGGGUUUUUCUCAGCAACAGCGAGUGCAGACAUGUCUGCUGUGAGCAAUCUACGAUCUGAAGAUCAGUUUCUGUGCUGCAUCUGUCUGGAUGUGUUCACUGAUCCAGUCAGUAUACCAUGUGGACACAACUUCUGCAAAAACUGCAUCACUCAGCACUGGGACAUGAAUGCCAUGUGUCAGUGUCCUAUGUGUAAAGAGACUUUCUACACUAGACCUCAGCUGAGGAUCAACACUUUGCUCUCUGAGGUGGUCGCUCAGUUCAGACGUGAAGUUCAACAGAAGGCCAGCAGCAGUAGCUCAGAGCAACAAGCUGCCAAACCAGGAGAAGUUCCCUGUGACAUCUGCACUGGAACCAGACUGAAGGCCCUGAAGUCCUGCCUGGUGUGUCAGGCGUCCUACUGUCAGACUCACCUGGAGCCUCAUCUGACAAAGAAAGGUCUGAAAAGACAUCAGCUGAUUGAUGCUGUGGAGAACCUGGAGGGCAGAAUGUGUAAGAAGCAUGAUAAACCUCUGGAGCUGUUCUGUAAGACCGACCACACAUGUGUCUGCAUGCUCUGUUCUGUUUUAGACCACAAGAACCACGAGUUUGUUCCUCUGAAGGACGAAUAUGAAGGAAAGAAGGCAGAGCUAGAGAAGACAGAGGCUGAAAUUCAGCAGAUGAUCCAGAAGAGACGACUGAAGAUUCAGCAGAUCAAAGAGUCAGUGAAGAUGAGUAAAGGUGAUGCAGACAGACAGAAAGCAGAAGGUGUUCAGGUCUUCACUGCUCUAAAGAAGUCUGUCGAUAGAGGCCUGAAGGAGCUCAUAAAGGAGAUUGAAGACAAACAGGAAACAACAGAGAAACGCGCUGAUGGUCUGAUCAAAGAUCUGGAACAGGAAAUCUCUGAGCUGAAGAAGAGAAGAUCUGAGGUGGAGCAGCUGUCACGCUCUGAAGACCACCUCCACAUACUCCAAAGCUUCUCGUCCAUGAAAGCUGCUCCACCCACCAAGGACUGGAGAGGAGUGAGCGUCCGUCCACCAUCAUACGAGGGGACUGUGGUGAGAGCUGUGGCUCAGCUGGAGGAGACGCUCAGGAAACUUAUGAAGAAGAAGCUGUUUGAGGCUGAGCUGAAGAGGGUCCAGCAGUAUGCAGUGGACGUGACUCUGGAUCCGGAUACAGAAAAUUCUAAACUCAUCCUGUCUGAUGAUGAAAAACAAGUGCACUGUGGUGAUGUGAAGAAGAAACUUCCUGACAACCCAGAGAGAUUUUCUUCCUGUGUUAAUGUUUUAGGAAAGCAGAGUUUCUCUUCAGGCAGAUUUUACUUUGAGGUUCAGGUUAAAGGAAAAACUGACUGGGAUUUAGGAGUGGCCAGAGAGUCGAUCAACAGGAAGGGAAAAAUCGAACUGACUCCUCAGGAUGGUUUCUGGACUGUGUGGCUAAGAAAUGGAAAUGAAUACAAAGCUCUUGCUGGUCCUCCAGUCCCCCUCUGUCUUCAGUCUGGUCCUGAGAUGGUAGGGGUGUUUGUGGAUUAUGAGGAGGGUCUGGUCUCCUUUUAUGAUGUAGGUGCUGCAGGUCUUAUCCACUCCUUUACUGGCUGCUCCUUCAUUCACAAACUCCACCCAUUCUUCUGUCCCUGUAAGAAUGAUGGUGGUAAAAACUCUGCACCUCUGAUCAUCUGUCCUGUCAAUCAAACUGAGUCGAUCAACGACUGAUUUUAUUUGAUGAACUGAUUGAUUUUUAUUGAAGGGAACAAAUAAGCAUAUCCAAUGUAAAUAUUCUACAGUCUCCAUGUUUUCUAUAGUAUCUGUUUAUUGGGGACUCCAAUUCACACUUAGAUUUGAUUUUCAUUGAAUUUGAUGUAAACAGAAGAAACGUUAAAUCAGCAAAUGCUCCCACUAAUGGAGACUUGAAAUGAAGACCAAAUAUCAGUGAAAAAAUGUCAAAAAGCUUCAUUUCAAAAUAAAGUUUGUU
This is a messenger RNA of Pundamilia nyererei, 1983 nucleotides long. Its product is annotated as E3 ubiquitin-protein ligase TRIM21-like. NCBI's taxonomy places the organism in Eukaryota, Metazoa, Chordata, Actinopteri, Cichliformes, Cichlidae. The coding region runs from base 66 to 1724 and encodes 552 amino acids. The record is from RefSeq and is a predicted model, not a curated record. The transcript has 2 exons. Gene Ontology annotation, molecular function: zinc ion binding; protein binding.